GCCCGCGGCACGGAGCAGCCCGGCCGCUUCCUAUGGGAUGCGUCUGCAUAAAGGAAGAAUCCUUCUAAGAUGGGGAACAAGCAGACGAUAUUCACCGAUGAGCAGCUGGACGCCUACCAGGAUUGCACAUUCUUCACUCGGAAAGAAAUCCUUCGGUUGCAUGGCCGGUAUCACGAAAUGGCACCGAACGUUGUACCCAUGGACUAUACAAAAGACCCAGAUGUUAAACUACCUAUGCAGCUUAUAAUAAACAUGCCUGAGCUUAAGGAGAAUCCCUUUAAGGAAAGGAUUGUGGAAUCUUUCUCGGAAGAUGGAGAGGGGAGCCUCAGCUUCAAUGAUUUUGUGGACAUGUUCUCUGUGCUCAGUGAAAUGGCUCCCAGAGAGCUCAAAGCUAUCUAUGCCUUUAAGAUCUAUGAUUUUAACACAGACAACUUCAUUUGUAAAGCAGACCUGGAAAAAACCCUCAAUAAGCUGACCCGAGAAGAACUAACAGCAGAAGAAAUCACUCUGGUUUGUGAGAAAGUGAUAGAAGAAGCUGACAUGGAUGGUGAUGGCAAAUUGGGAUUUGCAGAUUUUGAAAACAUGAUUUCCAAAGCACCGGACUUUCUCAGUACUUUCCAUAUAAGAAUCUGAAGAGCUGCGUGUGAGCCGGUGUUGUCAGAAUGAUUUGUCAGUCCAGCCUAUCCGAAUCUCAGGCGUUUUGGGGGCUUCUGUCCUCUCCUUGUGGCUUCUUAGGACUCAAAAAAUACUGGAAGGAUUCUGGUCUGCAGAGAGGGAGAAGCAUCAUUUUAUACAGGAUAUUUGGAACAGUCGCGUUUUUACCUUCACUGCUGGCCAAGCACUCUGGCACAGAUGGCUGAUUGCUGGGUUGUGCUUACUCUUUUUCUUUUUUUUUUUUUUUUUUUUGCAGACAGAAUGAGAAUGUUACUAAAGGUAUUUCCACAGAGUUUUUAUAUUUAUGGAUAUUUAACAUUGCUCCCACAAGCAAAAAAAAAAAAAAAAAAGGAAAAAAACAAAAAGCUUGGGUGACUUCUCCAAGAAAAAAAACAAGCAUGGGCCUUAAAUAAUGAGAUGCCUCUAUCACUGUGUUGUACAGCUGGGGAUCUUGCGUGGAAAUGAUCUUACAUGAAGGAACAGCAGUCAAGAUCCAGUUCCCAGUGUUGAAGUCAACCACAUCCCAGGUUUGCCCUUCAGGCACUGAAAUGGCAGUUGCUGGGUUUGGUGCUUUCCUUCAACUGAUGUUUUAUGGAUGGUCACGUCCUCAUGAAACUUGAAGUAUUUGCAUUUUGUAUCUGAUUGCUGCGUAUGUGAUUCAUUUCUUCCCAAGAGAAACUUUGAAACUGUGUCCUUAUUCUCAAAGGGAGCCUCGUCUUUUACUCGUACUGCGGUCUGGUAAUGUUUAAUAGAGGAAUACAACCAUCUGUAAUCCACAAAGAAGUUAAAGAAGCACAGCACUAUUUCUGAGGACAUAAAAAGACAUUUUCUAUCUAAACCAGCUAUGCAAUCUUCCCUAUAAAGUGCAUGAAUGCAACUCAAUAUUUCCCUUCCCUCUCCAGCUGGAAAUCAGCUAGAUUUCUUCUUUUUAAUUCCAGUGCUGUUCAGGUACUGGUGCCUGAAGACAAUCACAUGUGUAUCACUGUUCUAACAGUCAAUAGAAGGGCUCUGUCACUUACAUGGCUUCUGUAUCAAAGUCAUAACUAUUAAAACUUUUGACGCA
Coturnix japonica (Japanese quail) is the source of this 1717-nucleotide messenger RNA. It is a transcript of the gene CIB2, whose product is annotated as calcium and integrin binding family member 2. NCBI's taxonomy places the organism in Eukaryota, Metazoa, Chordata, Aves, Galliformes, Phasianidae. The record is from RefSeq and is a predicted model, not a curated record. Gene Ontology annotation, molecular function: calcium ion binding; magnesium ion binding. Gene Ontology annotation, cellular component: stereocilium; cytoplasm; cell periphery. Gene Ontology annotation, biological process: calcium ion homeostasis.